Setaria italica (foxtail millet) is the source of this 2184-nucleotide messenger RNA. RefSeq names its product UPF0061 protein AZOSEA38000. NCBI's taxonomy places the organism in Eukaryota, Viridiplantae, Streptophyta, Magnoliopsida, Poales, Poaceae. The coding region runs from base 68 to 1954 and encodes 628 amino acids. The transcript has 8 exons. The record is from RefSeq and is a predicted model, not a curated record.
AGCGAGAACGGGGAUUGACCUCCGCCCCCGCAACGCAGAGGCCAAAUACGCCGCGGCACGCGUCGCCAUGCCGCCCCAGUUCCCCACCGCCCGCCUCCUCACCAGGCAGCUCCCGCUCCCGCACCGCCUCCCCCCGCCUCUCCCCUUCGCACCCCUGCCCCCGGCCCCUCGCGCCCUCCGCCGCCUCCCCCCGCCGCUUCUCCCGCGAGGCGCGUGCCGCGCCCGCCGGCCCCUGCUCCGCGGCAUGGCCUCCGCCGCCCCUGGGUCCCCCCCCACCGCCGCGGAGGCGCCGCCGCCCACCGGGACCGCCCCGCGACGGGUCGCGCUGGAGGAGCUCCCCUGGGACCACUCCUUCGUCCGCGAGCUACCAGGCGACCCGCGAUCCGACGCCAUCCCGCGGGAGGUCCUCCGCUCCUGUUACUCCAAGGUGUCUCCCUCGGCCAAAGUGGACAACCCCAAGCUGGUGGCGUGGUCAGACUCCGUCGCUGACUUGCUCGAUCUGGACCACAAAGAGUUUGAAAGGCCUGAAUUUCCUCAGUUUUUCUCGGGAGCAACUCCACUGGUUGGAAGUUCGCCCUACGCUCAGUGCUAUGGAGGACAUCAGUUUGGUGUAUGGGCUGGUCAGUUGGGAGAUGGAAGAGCGAUAACUCUUGGAGAGGUUGUCAACUCUCGAGGUGAGAGAUGGGAGUUGCAGCUCAAGGGUUGUGGAAAGACUCCAUACAGCAGAUUUGCGGAUGGUCUUGCUGUCCUACGCAGUAGCAUCCGUGAAUUCUUGUGCAGCGAAGCUAUGCACGGUCUAGGCAUUCCUACAACUCGUGCUCUCUGUCUAGUUGAAACUGGCAAAUCAGUUGUCCGAGAUAUGUUCUAUGAUGGCAAUGCAAAAGAAGAGCCAGGCGCAAUUGUUUGUCGUGUAGCGCCAUCCUUUUUACGUUUUGGUUCAUACCAGAUACAUGCUACGAGAGGCAAAGAGGAUCUUGAAAUUGUUCGUCGUUUGGCAGACUACACGAUACGUCAUCACUAUCCGCAUCUUGAAAAUAUGAAGAAGAGUGAAGGUUUAUCGUUUGAAGCAGCUAUAGGGGAUUCUCCAGCAAUUGAUCUUACAUCUAACAAAUAUGCAGCUUGGGCAGUUGAGGUUGCAGAGAGAACUGCUUACUUGAUAGCCAGAUGGCAGGGUGUUGGCUUCACCCAUGGUGUACUCAACACUGACAAUAUGAGCGUGCUGGGCCUAACUAUUGAUUACGGACCAUUUGGCUUUCUGGAUGCCUUUGAUCCUAGCUAUACUCCAAAUACCACUGACCUUCCUGGGAAGAGGUACUGUUUUGCAAAUCAACCUGAUGUUGGUUUGUGGAAUAUUGCACAGUUUACUGGACCAUUGUCAUCUGCAGAACUUAUCAGCCAAGACGAGGCAAAUUAUGUAAUGGAAAGGUAUGGGACAAAGUUCAUGGAUGAGUAUCAGUCUAUCAUGACAAAAAAACUGGGCCUAACCAAGUAUAAUAAGCAGCUAAUCAGUAAGCUGCUUAACAACUUGGCUGUUGAUAAGGUUGACUACACCAACUUUUUCCGUCUUCUUUCAAAUGUCAAAGCAGAUCCUGGCAUUCCGGAGAGUGAGCUGCUUGUUCCACUGAAGGCUGCUCUCCUGGAUAUUGGGAAAGAAAGAAAGGAUGCAUGGAUUAGUUGGGUGCAGACUUAUAUUGAAGAGCUGGUGGAGAGUGGCAUUCCUGAUGAAGAAAGGAAAGCUGCUAUGAACUCUGUCAAUCCGAAGUAUAUUCUUCGUAACUAUCUCUGCCAAUCAGCGAUCGAUGUGGCUGAGCAAGGUGAUUAUGAGGAGGUUCGCCGGCUGCUGAAAGUAAUGCAACAUCCAUAUGAUGAACAGCCGGGAAUGGAGAAGUAUGCAAGGUUGCCACCAGCCUGGGCAUACAGACCUGGAGUGUGCAUGCUGUCCUGCUCCUCGUGAACCCAGCAUAAACGGGCCGUAGACAUUAUCAAAUGCGACGGUGUUUUAUGACCUUUUUCCUGUAUAGGGGGCAGUUCAGCUUUGUGCUACAACGCGUAAUGCAUCGCGUGGUAUUUCUACGGGUGAUGCAAGUGUGUAAGAAGCUUAGUUGUAAGUUUUGCACAAUUUGGGGGUGUUUGGAUACGAGGUGUUAAACUUUAACAGUGUCACAUCGAAUGUUCGGAUGCUAA